Molecule: messenger RNA, 840 nt
Organism: Acanthosepion pharaonis
Lineage: Eukaryota; Metazoa; Mollusca; Cephalopoda; Sepiida; Sepiidae
Source: the annotation of a GenBank genome assembly
AUGUGUUUCCCAGUUCUUUUCAUAUCUAUCUAUCUAUCUAUCUAUCUAUGUCAGACCUUUCACAUAUCCAUCUAUGUCAGUUCUUUUCAUGUCUAUCUAUCGAUCUCACUUAGAUCUAUCUAUCUAUCUAUCUAUCUAUCUAUCUACUUAAAAUUGCUAUCUAUCUAUCAACCUGUGUCUUUGUAUGUCUGUCUGUCUGCCUAUCUAUCUAUCUAUCUAUCUAUCUAUCUAUCUGUUUUUCUCUAUAUAUCUAUCGGUAUCUCUGUCUAUCGAUCUAUUUUUGUCGGUCUGUGUUCUUCUGUCCGUUUAUCUAUCUAUCUAUCUAUCUAUCUAUGUGUCUCUCUUUUCUAUUUGUUUCUCAACAUAAAAUUUCUAUCUAUCUAUCUAUCUAUCUAUGUGUCUGUCUCUCUGUCUGUGUUUCUCUUUCUCUAUAUCUAUCUAUCUAUGUGUCUGUCUCUCUGUCUGUGUUUCCUUUCUCUAUAUCUAUCUAUCUAUCUAUCUGUAUGUCUGUCUGUCAAUCUACGUGUCUGUCUGUUUUUCUCUAUAUAUCUAUCGGUCUCUUUGUCUGUCUAUCUAUCUAUGUGUCUGUCUCUCUGUCUGUCUUUCUCUUUCUCUAUAUAUAUCUAUCGGUCUCUCUCUCUAUCUGUGUUCUUAGGCCUAUCUAUCUAUUUAUCUAUCUAUCUAUAUGUCUGUUUUUCUCUAUAUAUCUAUUGGUCUCUCUAUCUAUCUAUCUAUCUACCUCUAGCCCCCUCCCUCUUUCAUAUACCCUUUCCUUCUUUUCACAUUUUCUCACGUUUCUUCUCUUUCUCUCAUUCCUACCCCUCCCUACCUCCCUUAUGA